UUUUUUUUUGCGAAGCAGCUGUAGAAAAGACUAAGGCUUCUCUUUAUAUGAUGAUAAUGCUGUGGGGAUAUGGUUUGGAAUUUAUUUUUAAUGAUAGCCUUGCAAACUCCUUCCCAAUAUUUUUAGAACCUGACCUGGUGGUAAAACGACAGGAAGCUUUGGCAGCUGCUCGCCUCCGGAUGCAAGAGGAGUUGAAUGCACAAGCAGAGAAAUACAAAGAAAAACAGAGACAGCUUGAAGAAGAGAAGCGAAGGCAGAAGAUAGCAAUGUGGGAAAGUAUGCAAGAGGGGAAGAGCUAUAAAGGAAACCUGAAGAUAAAUCAGCAAGAAUUAGAAUCUGGUGCUUCCACCUCAUCGACUGUCCCGAAACCUAAAGCAAACAAAAAGCCUUUGCGAAGCGGUGGCUACAACCCUCUGUCUGGAGAAGGAGGUGGAACGUGCUCCUGGAGGCCAGGUCGCAGAGGCCCGUCGGCAGGUGGAUGAGGCUAACGCCCCUCGUGUCCCAUGUCUUGCCCACUGUCUAACUGCCUAAAGUUUGCCUGUCACAGGGACUCCUUUGGGAUUGGGUUUAGUGCAGGUGCUCGCUUGAAAACAGAUGUCUGCGGGUUCCAAAUAUUUAACACAGAAACUGCUGCUACACAAGAUAAAAUAGUUGAUCCUCUUAAAGAGGGUGAAGAAAGAAACAAUGUUGGUAUAAACAGUUAAUUUUCACCCUUCUGUAGGGCGGAAACGUAGUCACUAGCUGAGGUGCAGCCCGGGGGAUGUGAGAUCUGGGUUCUGUGGGUAUUCAAAAGACCGAGCACAGGCAAGUUAACUAUCUGUGUCUCUGUUUACCUCUGCAAAAUGAGGGUAUUUACCACUCCAAAGCAUGUGCUACAAGGUUUACAGUGUUUGGCUGGAAGGAUAGGUAGAACGGAAGGGUAUUARCACAGACAGCUUGAAUUUUCCAAGAGGGACUUUCAGAAAACCCAGAUGAACUGACAGAUGCYGUGGGUUUGCACUGAGGGCCGCGUGUAGCAGGAGAGUCUCUGUGACAAGCUACCUUGAAUGAUGUUUUCCUUAUAAAUGGUGAACAAACCAGUGAGGAUUACUGAUGCUAGACAGCAGAUGGGGGUUUCUUGCUAUUUCUUUUUUAUUUUCAACUGCUUUGUAAAGAUAAAAUAUUAUUAAUAUUAAAUAUCAUUGCAAAGAAAUCAUAUAGUAUUUACAACCUUGUGGUUUUCUACAGCAUCUUUUUAUAUAGAAGGUUACAUUCUAGUGCAAUAAAUGUAUAAAAUGAGAUGCGUCAUAUGAGAGAUUACAUUUUCAUUUAUGUGCUUGUAUGGAAUGAAGGAGGGUUUUCUAAGUUGUUUUAGAUUUUUAACAGUUAUGUUUUAUCUGAGUAUUCUUUGUUCCAAGUCACGAUUGGAAGAGAGUCCCCUUCAGGUUAAGACCAAAAUAACUUUUCCCAGGUCCGAAAAUUGAACCUGAGCGUUCUUUGCCCRCUUCCUUCCCCCUCCACCAAAAAUGAUUCUGAAAUGGGGCAGAAUGAAUUGCUAAUUACCAAGCACUCCCAAUUAUACUUGUAGCUUGGGGAGCUGUCACCCUGCCACCAGCUCAAGCAGCACCAGCCUKGAGGACUCUUUCUAUAGUUAACAAAUGUUGAAAUUUGUAGGUGGGAGACUUUGGAGAGCUUUAGUAGCUGAAGGGAGCGUUGUCUUCGUUUUUCUGGUGUUUGUCCAGCAACGUGGACAGAAAACAGAGCUGGAGAUGGUUGUCAUAAAGGAGCUUCCCAGACACCCUGUUCUCUCAGAACGCUGUUUGGCACAGCGUGUAGAUGACUAAACAAACGUUGAGGCUGYCCUUGAUAAGGGUGAACUCGUUCCUGUCAGCAGAUGACACAUAUCCUUGACACACUGCGUCUUUGAUUACUUUUACUGAGCUGUGUAUGUGGCCUAAAAAUAUGUCAGUAAUUUAUUAGCAUAGCUUAAGGCUGCCUGCAGSCCUGUUUCUAGAUAGUUAUGCUUGAAAUAUUUGUGUUUGUUAAUAUGUUUCAGUGCCAACUUCGAAAAUGAUGUUUAUACAUCUAUAGAGACUUCACUGUUACGUGAUCUGUGACUUUUCUAUGACUCUAAAUGUAACAGUAGCAUGUUACUUAAUAAGUUAAAAAGUUGCCAGCCAACAAGAUAGAAAAGCAAAGAACCUUUGACUUUAGAUGUCUUAAAUGUGUGUUUAAAUGCAUAUAGAAGACGAAGUGAGAGGGCUGUUAAUGUUCCUAUGGAAACUAGUUUUCAUUUCUUGACUUCGGUGUGUUUUGAUAUGUAAACUUACAUUUCCAUUGUUGGAUUGACUGUGUAAUGUGGACUGCAAUAUGUAACUUCAGGUUUUAAUUUAUAAUAGAGCAAAAAAAAUAGAGGAUGGGGAAAGAUUUUCAACUUUGAGGGUUCUUCAUCCAUGAAGAGCUGUAAGUUGUUAUCUCACACAUGCCUCU
Messenger RNA from Nothoprocta perdicaria, 2469 nucleotides. RefSeq names its product selenoprotein S (gene SELENOS). Gene Ontology annotation, biological process: endoplasmic reticulum unfolded protein response; retrograde protein transport, ER to cytosol. Lineage: Eukaryota; Metazoa; Chordata; Aves; Tinamiformes; Tinamidae. The record is from RefSeq and is a predicted model, not a curated record. The transcript is spliced from 4 exons. Gene Ontology annotation, cellular component: Derlin-1-VIMP complex; Derlin-1 retrotranslocation complex; endoplasmic reticulum membrane. Bases 48 to 482 code for a protein of 144 amino acids.